Molecule: messenger RNA, 537 nt
Organism: Stylonychia lemnae
Lineage: Eukaryota; Ciliophora; Spirotrichea; Sporadotrichida; Oxytrichidae
Source: the annotation of a GenBank genome assembly
AUGAUAGCUGAAAGAGAGCAAUUGCUUUUAGAAAGUGAACUUAAGAAAGUAGAAUUAUUCCCUAAAUUUAUUGUUGUGAGAAAAUAAAUUAACAAUCAAUCUGAUGAAGCUGGAGAAUGGUAAGGAUUUAUCAAAGAUAUAAAAUCUACUAUAAGAACAACAUCUGCAAAAUUAAAAGGUGAAAUUAUUCAAAAUAUGCAUUCAUCUUUGGGUAAGAUAGAUGAAGGGAUGGAGUAAAAUUAAAAGAUAAUUGGUUUACAAGAAGAUCUUGGAAAUCAAAUAAUUAAAAUGAAAGAAACUUAUGAAGCUUAGUAUGGAGAUAAAUAAUCAAAUAAUUUAAGUGUGAAUUAAAAGGUUGAGGCACUAGAUGCAAAAGUUGAUUCCAUUCAUUCACAAGGAAAAGAGCUUAAUUCAAAAGUUGAAGGUUUGGAUUCAAAGGUUGAAGGACUAGACUCUAAGGUAAUGAAACUUCAGGACGAUAUGGGCUUUAUAAAAGAUUCUUUAACCAAGUUACUUCAGAAAUAAUACAAGUAAUGA